AUGGAGAGCAACAGCAACCCCCAACAAUCUCAGCGUGGCAAUGCCCUAAUGCCAACAGGCCCAUGUAACCCGCAGGUCGUGGCCCAGCUCUUUUCCGCGCUGCAAUCAUUCUACGCGCAGUGCAGAGCACCUAUCACUCCCUCACCGAACAUCGUUGAGGUGUCACAAGAUUGCAUACCAGACACCCCCCCCAGCCAGCAGGGUCAGGAUGGUCCCUCCACUAGUGCAGCUAACGUGGUUGAGCAGGCCCCCAGCAGGCCACGGACGCGCUUACAAGCUGCUAAAACUCAAAAACCUAAGUCAGGUCCAUUGAAAGGCCAGGCCGGCGGUGGCCUCUACAUCAGCCCCGCGCCAGGAGGUGAUUGAUGUUCCCAGUGUUUUCCAGGAUAACCCUAGACAACCAAGCACCUCGGAGGAGUCAUCUUCUGAGGAGGAGCUGCCCCCUCAGCAGGUGGCCGCUGCCAGCGACCCGGCCCCCCGUGACGACGCACCACGGGGCGGAAAGCGGAAGGCGAAGAAGAAGCACCGGUCGAAGAAAAGCAAGAAGAGGGACACUUCGGACUCUGAGGAGGAAACAGGUACCUCUUCAUCAGAUGGGGAUAGUGACACUCCAAUGGAGACAUAUUGGGGGAGGGGAGGACGUUGGAGCCCCCCAGUGGGUGCAUGAACGGAGGGCCAACUCACACAGGAAGGCAUUUAAUGGCACGCUUGAUUGGAAGGAUGGGGCUCUGGUCCCAGACGUUAAAGUCUCAACCAACGCUGCCACUGACUUUAUUCUGGGGAACCACCUCUCUAAGAGGAAGAGGAACAAGAUAUUGAAUGGCAAUUACGUAGAUAUGUUUUCCUUGCUGCCCCCAGCUCAGGUCAAGGGAAAAGGGGAAAAAAUUAAGUACUAUGGGAAAAGGAGGUACAGGGUACCCGGGUAGAGCGAACGUUUGAGAAUUGGCUUAAUGGCUAUCAGGUGUUUAUGGCUGUGGUGUCAAGUUGCUAUCCUAAGAGGGGCGCGCACCUCGUGUCCUACCUGGCACACGUCAGGAGGGCACGGGAGCAGGCAGGAGAUGAAGCUGCUUUGGCGUAUGAUGAAGACUUUCGGAGGAAUGCCUCGCUGCUGUCUUCAACGCGCUGGGACCAAAAGGACAACAAUUGCUGGUUCGAACAUGUGGGGCCCAAUAUCGAGAAGAAAACCGCUCAUCAGCCAAAAGCUGGUAAGGUGGAGACCCAACGCCGUAGGCAGUGCUGGGACUUCAACAAGGGUAUCUGUCAGCGCGUUACCUGUAAGUACCUGCACGAAUGCGAUAG
Molecule: messenger RNA, 1299 nt
Organism: Podarcis lilfordi (Lilford's wall lizard)
Lineage: Eukaryota; Metazoa; Chordata; Lepidosauria; Squamata; Lacertidae
Source: the annotation of a GenBank genome assembly